Messenger RNA from Pyrenophora tritici-repentis Pt-1C-BFP, 1800 nucleotides. NCBI's taxonomy places the organism in Eukaryota, Fungi, Ascomycota, Dothideomycetes, Pleosporales, Pleosporaceae. The record is from RefSeq and is a predicted model, not a curated record.
AUGCCGCAACCGCCCUAUCCCUCCAGACGCGCGCAAGCCUCCGCCAAAGCGGCUGUAGACACCCCCUUGACCGCGCCCAUACAUGGAUGGUUCACGAGCCCCGCGCGAUCGCAUUCGGAUCUUCCACAUGCAAAGGAGCUUCCAUUGCAUUUAAUUCACCUCAUCCUCUCAUAUGUUGACGAUGUCGGUGAUCUCGCGCGCAUUACGCGUACAUCGCGCCUCAUGUACUAUAUGAUGCUCCCGCGUCUGUAUGAGCAUGUCACAUUACGUUCCUACUCUGAGAUACGAUACGUCGAUGGCCGGCCAGAGGGUUAUGGCAGCGGCAGCCCCUUUGCCAUGGGGCUGAACACGCUGGUAUCGCGCAAUUUUGGCGACUACAUCCAGACAUUCCGUGUCCGGGGCGAAUGGCGAGAGCACGAUGCAGACGACUACAAGCAAGGGCGGGUGCCGGACAACAGCAUGGUGCUGCAGAUAGUAUUGCGUGCUGCGCUGGACAAGAUGAAGAACCUCAAAACUUUUGCCUGGGAGCUCAACAGUCCCCCUCUCUACACAGUCUAUCAGGGCCUCGUGGCCAGGACGUCGCUGUCUUCGCUGACAAUUCGCUGCCAAACACGGAGGACCCCGCGCCCGACGACAAUCAUCUCACCGCUGCCGAACUUGACCACGUUGGUUGUUUACGACAUCGAUCCGCUGUGCUAUCCCGACGACAUAUCACUCCUGAUCUAUGGCUCCAAGAAGCUCGAGAACCUCAAACUUCACUGGAGCCCGCGUAUGCGCGCUGCGGGAGAGGAGUCAGUCAACCUCAUGUCCAUCUUUGGCCGAUGCGUAGCUGCCAAAUACGCCGUGCCCAUCAAACGCCUGGCCAUAUACAAUCUCUACACCCGCUUCUCCAGCAACGAUCUCAGCAGUGUUUUAGCAAGCGAGGUUUUGUCAGAGAUCACCGUCAUCAACUCCAUGGGUGCUUCUGAUCCCAUGACAGUCUUCGUCGACGAUUCAUGGAGAGUGCACAACGCUAACAAAGAUAACAUUCCCCUCAACUUAAGAAGUAUGCGAGUUGAUCAUUUCCAGAGGGAAGGUGUACAGGCUUUAGCCAAGAUGCAAAGCAUGGACCGCUUCUACAUUGUGAGUAAACGAACAAGCAAGGAUUCAUCCAAAUCAGACAGCACUGCCGGCACACCCUUGACCCCGUCGACUACUACCCCCGGUGCACCCGCCAGCGCAAACGGCACCCCCAUCACCAUCACCGACAGAGUAUGUCGAGACCUCGGAAGCGAAUACAUCGCCGCCAUCCAAUCCAGCCACGGCACCUUGCGCCACCUCCUCCUUUCCGAUCUCUGGAACCUUUCCGACGAAGCGCUUCUCCAACUAGUCAAGUCUCUUCCCGAACUCGAACAAUUCGGUUACGCCUGCGCGGUCCCACCGCUCGACUCAUUACGCAAGAUCAUGACUGCCUUGCCCAAACUCCGCGCUAUCCGUCUCCUGAUCCGUCCGGGCCACGAAGUCGGCAACAAGGCCGACAUGAAUGACCCCGAGCUGCACAUCUUCGUCAUGGCAACGGAGUUUUGGAAGCCCGAGUACAAGAAUCUGCAGUAUAUAGGUGUGGGCGAUAAUUUGGUGUUCAAGCUAGGUGGUGUUUACUUCCCGCCCAAGAAGGAUGGGGUGACAAAUGGGAAUGAGAAUAGCAUGUUUGCGAAAAGAGCGGGGCCGGUUAGGAGGGUCGAGCAGGUUACUAGGGAGAGUGUUAGACAUGUGGAGAUUUGGGGGCUGGAUACUACGGAGUUUGACCCGGCGUUUCCUUGA